GAUACAUGUAGGCUGAGGCCAACGUCACCGAGCAAAUAAGCAAUUAAUUAAUCUGCCAGGGCCUUAUUCCAACUCCGGGAAGAGUUCUAUUUAAAAGUGUGCUCGUGAAGCCCUAUAGUCCGCAUGUUGUAUUCAUCUUAUUCCGCCAUCCGAAGAUUUUCAUUUUCUCGGCAUGUCCUCUGCCAAUUCACCAGUGAUUGUCUUAGUUCCCGGGGCGUUCGGUACUCCCGCGGGUUUCGACAAACUUCUACCGUACCUGAAAGCAGCCGGCCUUUCAACCCACCCAGGACCAUACCCUAGCUGUAAUCCUUCUGAUCCAACUACAGCCACCUGUUCGAAUGACAUCGUCGCACUUCGUGAUGACGUCCUUCUCCCUCUCUUAAGACAAGGAAAAGAUGUCAUCAUCCUCGCGCACUCAUAUGGUGGUGUCGUGGCUGGCGGUGCGGCCAAGGACCUUGACAAACAGACCCGAGGAGCCCAGGGCCAGACAAGUAGCGUCAUUGGCCUUAUUUACGUUGCUGGCAACAUCACGCUGGAAAACGAGUCUCUGUUCGAAGCAGUGGGUGGAUCGUAUCCUCCGUUUAUAAAAGUUGAUAAGCCAAGCAAGGGCUUUGCCCUAAUUGAGCCUGCAAUGGAUGUUCUAUACAAUGACUGCGAUCGUGCACUUGCUCCGGAACUAGAGAAACAUAUGAAUCCCCAUGCGCUCAUGGCCUUCGAGACCAAGGCUGGUGCGCCCGCUUGGGCGGACGCAGGCUUUGACGGAAGGAGGGCGUAUGUGCGUACCAUAGUCGACUGCUGCAAUCCAGUAGGGAUUCAGGAUUCGUGGAUUGGGAAAAGUAAGGUGAAGUGGGAUGUUGUAGACUUCAAAACGGGACAUAUGCCGUUCAUUAGCCAGCCUCAGACCCUAGCUACGCAGAUUGUGAAAUUUGUUGACAGCUUCACAGCAAUUUAGUGUACUUAAAUC
Molecule: messenger RNA, 964 nt
Organism: Annulohypoxylon truncatum
Lineage: Eukaryota; Fungi; Ascomycota; Sordariomycetes; Xylariales; Hypoxylaceae
Product: alpha/beta-hydrolase
Exons: 2
Coding region: 173-952 (259 amino acids)
Source: RefSeq, a predicted model, not a curated record